UUUUGUUCGAUUUGUUGAUUUAGUUUAGUGAGUGGAAAAACUGCAUUUGAAUCUCGCCCAACAUGAAUAUCGGCAGUGCCUUGAGUUUCUGUACACACAUAUCUAAUUCAAGUGAAUGUUUUUGGAAUUAACAAACAAAAAUAAUAGUAAAUGUAAAAAAAAAUACGUAGUAAAUAAAUUCAUUCAAACUCAAAAUUCUACAAAUUGCCCAAUAUUUGGGGCAAGACAAACAUUGGUUUUCGCCUUAAUGUAAUAUGAGUGAAAGACACACGGCUUUCGUUUUAAAUGCCAAAACAAUGGGCAUCUCAUCAUCAUCAUCACCAGCGCCAGUGCGUUCUUCUCCCUCAAGCUCACCCACCAGGGAGAGGAGAGGUAGUUGCAGCAAUCCACAGCAACAGCAACAGGAGCAAAAGCACCCGAAGCAGCAGCAGCAGCAGCAAGAGAAGACUUCAACAGCCUUAGUUGGACCAACCACGUCCUCUUUAUUCGCUAACCACAACGAUAUGGGUCGCUUGGGGGGAGCCAUGCAACAAGUGGCUGCUGGAUCCUCACUUUGUCCUCCACAUGCUCAAUGCAAUGUUGCUACCGAUACCAUAUCCACAGAUUACUAUCGAAGUCGUUUGAACCGUCUACGUGACCUUUCCGGCGAUACAGCCCAAAUGAACUUUGAGCUGAAUAACAUAUUUGUCAAGCGAUUGGAGGAGAUUGAUUGUCUGGACAAGCAAAAGGGUGAUGCAACGAAUCUUACACCGCAAUUGCGUUUGAUAACAUUUCAAGAAUGGGUCGAUUUGCUUCUACAUGUGAAUAAUAUAAUGUUUGGCAAUAUGUCUGCCUUGGAGGAGGAAGCCUAUGAGAAAAUAUCUUCUUAUUUUCAAUCGAUUCGUGGUGAACAACAGGAAUCUCUAGAGGAGAAUCGCAAAUUGCGUCGCGAUAUCUGUGAGAUAAUGAAACUCGUGCAGAAUGCCUAUCAUAAGAAUGUCUGGAAUACCCAAGAUAUGUGCCUGGAAACGUUGACCGUGAAUCACUUGCUGGGCGUUCCCAGGGAUCAAACGCCAACGGAGAGUGAAAGUGAGAAGGUAAAUAAAUGCAUGAAAUCCUUGGUUAAUGAAAUGGCAGCCAAACAUGAUGAAGUCUGCCAUUUGCAGAGGCAAUUGUGUGCCCUAGAUGGGGUCGUACAAACAGCCAGGCAAAAGAUUAUCCUUAAGGAUCAGUGCAUAGCCCAGCUAAAUCAACAGUUGGCAGAAGUCACAGAACGUUUGGCCAAUCUCGAGAAGUCCUCAGAGGAUAUCAAAUCCCAAGAAAAUUCAUGUAGCCAAGCCGAUGAGCAAUUUAAUUUUGGUUUAUUGGAAGGAUUAAGCCAUCAAGAUCAACAGGAGAGUGAAGUUUUAAAGAUACUCAAUGCGGAACUAAACGAACUCUUCAAUUUGAGUAAUCAAAAUAAAACAUCGAUGGAAUGUUCUAAAAAGACUUUGGCCUGUUACAUAAAGAAAAUUAACUCUGAAUAUUCAGAGUCUUUGAAAAAGUUGGAAUUCAUACGAAAUCAAAUCUUUUUAUUGGAAUGUGACAUGGAUAAAUCGCCGCUUCCCUUGGCCUCCAGUACACAAAAGCCACAGCCACUUCAGAUUCAAGACAAUUCGGAACUGCAUGUUUUGGAUUCCUUACGAAAUCGUUUACUAUCCAUCAGCAAUUGUAAUAAGGAAUUAAGAUCAAAGUGCCAGCACAUGGAUGUGCAAUAUGCAGAAUUACUCGCUAAAUAUGAAACUGAUAACAGCAUAAAUCAAAGAAAUUGCACUAUACUCAAGGAAUUGGCUGACCUUAUUUGUAGAUUGCGCUCAAUGGAAUUCUCAUAUAGUGACAUUUAUACUGAAUCAUCAACGAGAAAUCCUUUCUGUGCGGCCGUUAUGGAUAUAUUUGAGAAUAAUAAUCGCCAAGAGCAACAACUAAAGACUUUUAAUCAACGUUUGGCCUGUGAAAUUGAUAAUCUACAUACAACUUUAAAGGAUCGAGAUCAUCAGAUUAAGCAAUUGCAUGACAUGAUCACUGGCUUUAACGAUAUCCAUGAGAAUACACGACUUAAAAAUGAGAUUUACGACUUAAAACAAAAGAAUUGCGUUCAAGCGAGAGUAGUACGUAAAAUGGGCUUAGAGCUGAAGGGUGAGGAGGAGCAGCGUAUUGAACUUUGUGAUAAGUACGAGAAACUUUUGGGUAGCUUUGAGGAGCAAUGUAAGGAAUUGAAACGAGCCAAUAGUCGUGUUAAUACAUUACAGGAGAGAUUAAGUCAAGUUGAGAAGCUGCAAGAAGAGCUAAGAACUGAGCGCAAUAUCCUGCGCGAGGAAGUCAUAGCCCUGAAGGAGAAAGAUGCCAAACGCAAUGGUCACGAACGUGCUCUAUGCGAUCAAUUGAAAUGCUGCCGCACGGAAAUUGAACAAUCACGGACUCUCAUACGGAACAUGCAGUGCCAUCUGAAACUGGAGGAAGCCCAUCAUCAGGACACUGUAAUGAAAUUGGAACAUGCAAACCAAGAUAUACGUCAACAGAUGGGACAUAUUGCCGACGAAUGCAGACAGAUGCAGGUCAAAUUGAAGCAGCAAACUGAUGUCAAUCAACAGCAGUACUUGAUAAUCGAAUCAUUUCGUAAUUGGAAAAUAGCCCAAGUUAGAUCAGAUGAGGCCAUGCGGCAGUGUGUGAAACGUGGAGAGGAUCAUAUCAGUACGCUGCUCGAAGAGAAUCAGCGUUUGUGUGAAGAAUAUCAGAAAUUGCAUCGAGAUUAUGAUGUGCUGGAUAAUGAAAUGCUGAGAGUUAAACAAGCUGUUAAUAGUCGUGGAUCAUCUCAGAAGUUAAUUAAUCCAAGUGAGCCUAUAGGCAACGAUAUGGCCAAAUGUGUGCAAGAUCUAAGUGAUACAUCUCGACGCAUAGCCGAUCUUAAUGACAAAUCGCUUCAUCAAAUGCCAUGGCGGGCACCAGGAGGGGAAGAACGAAUGUACCAGCAACAACAACAACAGGGAUCCAAUGCAACAAUAGCCUCUCCACUGUGGUCACUGAAAGACACACAAUUCUCGGAUAAACUGCCAGCAGCAGCAUCAAAGUAGCGUCUAUUUCAAUCAUCCAUCCUCAUCCAUUCGAAACCAAGUGAACUUUUUGACAAAACCAAAUUCGGCCAAUUGCAUUUGUAACUGUAAAUUAUAUAUAUUAUAUAUAUAUAUAUAUAUAUUUGUAAAUUGUAGUUUAAUAAAAACUAAGUAAUCAGA
Drosophila willistoni is the source of this 3248-nucleotide messenger RNA. Its product is annotated as centrosome-associated protein CEP250. The transcript has 12 exons. Lineage: Eukaryota; Metazoa; Arthropoda; Insecta; Diptera; Drosophilidae. Bases 255 to 3089 code for a protein of 944 amino acids. The record is from RefSeq and is a predicted model, not a curated record.